AUGGCCUUCAGUAGGUCUUCCCACCUGCUGAGGCACCAGCGAGUCCACACUGGGGAGAGGCCGUACUCCUGCCUUCAGUGCGGAAAGUGCUUUACCCAGCCCUCCAACCUGCUGACCCACCAGCGGAUCCACACCCGCGAGAGACCGUUCUCCUGCCCCGAGUGCGGGAAGGGUUUUGCUGUUUCCUCUAACCUCGUGGCCCACCGGCAGGUCCACACAGGGGCGAGGCCAUUCAGCUGCCCCGAGUGCGGGAAGGCCUUCAGCAAUUCCUCUGCCCUGCUUAGGCACCAGCGCAUUCACACCGGAGAGAAGCCGUUCUCCUGCCCAGAGUGCGGGAAGGGCUUUACCCGCUCCUCCACACUACUGACCCACCAGCGGGUCCACACAGGGGAGAGGCCAUUCAGCUGUCCCGAGUGCAGGAAGGCCUUCAGCGAUUCCUCCGCUCUGCUGAAGCACCAGGGUUCAGCCCUGGGCGGUGACUCACAGCAGCUGGCCCCGUCACUUGUGCCACCGCUGGUGCUGCAGCAGGUGCUGGGACCGAGCGAAGCCCCUCCCGCAGACGGAGCAGCAGAGUGGGACGUCAGAGGGAGCGUCGAACCUGGAGGGAGGCCGCGCCGUGGGAAACCGUGGAAGUGUGGGGAAUGCGGGAAGGGGUUUCGAGUCCCCUCUGAGCUGGAGACCCACCGGCGCGGUCACACCGGGGAGAGGCCGUUCUCCUGCCCCGAGUCCGGCAAGGCCUUCAUUGGGUCCUCCAAGCUGCUGAGGCACCGGCGGGUCCACACCGGGGACAGGCCGUACCCCUGCCCCGGGUGUGGCAAGGCCUUUACCCAGGCCUCCAACCUCCAGACCCACCGGCGGGUCCACACCGGGGAGAGGCCCUUCAGCUGCCCCGAGUGUGGGAAGGCCUUCAGGAAUUCCUCCCACUUGCUGACCCACCAGCGGAUCCACACGGGGGAGAGGCCCUUCAGCUGCCCUGAAUGUGGGAAGGCCUUCAGCACAUCCUCCACCCUGCGGAGUCACCAGUGGGUCCACACGGGGGAGAAGCCCUUCAGCUGCCCCGAGUGUGGGAAGGCCUUCAGCAAUUCUGCUAACCUGCUAAGCCAACAGCAGGUCCACACUGGGAAGAGGCUGUUCCCUUGCACAGAGUGUGGGAAGGCCUUCAGGUAUUCUUCUCACUUACUGACCCACUGGCGGGUCCACACCGGGGAGAGGCCUUUCAGCUGCCCCGAGUGUGGGAAGGCCUUCAGCCAUUCCACCAACCUGCUGACCCACCGGCGGGUCCACACAGGGGAGAGGCCGUUCCCAUGCCACGUGUGCGGGAAGGCCUUCAGCAUUUCCUCCCACCUGCUGAGGCACCAGCGGGUCCACACGGGGGAGAGGCCCUUCAGCUGCCAUGUGUGUGGGAAGGCCUUCACCCGCUCCUCCCACCUGCGGAGCCACCAGCGAAUCCACCGCCGUGUCCACACUGGGGAGAGGCCGUUCAGCUGCUCCGAGUGCGGGAAGGGCUUCACCCAGUCGUCUAUCCUGCUGACCCACCAGCGUUUCCACACCGGGGAGCGGCCCUUCACCUGCCCCGUCUGCGGCAAGUGCUUCACCCAGUCGUCCACCCUGCUGACCCACCAGCGGGUCCACACCAGGGAGCGGCCCUUCACCUGCUCCAUCUGCGGCAAGGGCUUCACCGACUCCUCCCACCUGCUGACCCACCAGCGGGUCCACACCGGGGAGAGGCCGUUCAGCUGCUCGGUCUGCGGCAAGAGCUUUACCCAGUCGUCCAACCUGCUGCAGCACCAGCAGGUCCACACCGGGGAGUGGCCCUUCACCUGCUCUGUCUGCGGCAAGGGCUUCGCCCGCUCGUCCGACCUGCUAACCCACCAGCGGGUCCACACGGGGGAGCGUCCCUUCACCUGCUCCGUCUGCGGCAAGAGCUUCUCUCACUCGUCCACCCUGCUGCGGCACCAGCGGCUUCACACCGGGGAGCGGCCCUUCACCUGCUCCGUCUGCGGCAAGGGCUUCACCCAGUCGUCCCACCUGUUCUCACACCAGCAGGUCCACACCGGGGAGCGGCCCUUCACCUGCCCCGUCUGCGGGAGGGGCUUCGCUUCCUCUCAGCACCUGCUGCGGCACCAGCGGGGGCACAAGUGACGGGGCCAGCCGCUGUGAGUCACCGCCCAGGGCUGAACCCUGGGUGGGAUGGGGGAGGGUCACUGCAGUUGCUGUGCUCUCAUCCCCUUGGCAUCCAGUGGUUCUGCGAGCCUGCGACUGCGCAUUUCCUCCUGAAGUGGAGAUGUACAACACAGAAACAGACCCUUCGCUCCAACUCCUCCAUAUCCUCAACUAAUCAAGUCCCAUUUGCCAGCAAUUGGCCCUAUCCCUCCAAACCUCUCCUUACACAGAUACCCAAGUGGAUGCCUUUUAAAUGUUGCAAUUGUACCAGCCUCCACCACUUCCUCUGGCAGCUCAUUCCGCACGCACACACCACCCUCUGUGUGAAAAAUGUUGCCCCUUAGGACCCUUUUUAAAUCUUUCCCCUCUCACCCUAAACCUAUGCCCUCUAGUUCUGGCAAAAGACUUUGUCUAUCCCUAUCCAUGCCCCUCAUGAUUUUAUAAACCUCUCUUAAAGUCAACCCUCAGCCUCCGACGUUCCAGGGAAGACAACCCCAGCCUGUUCAGCCUCUCCCUGUAGCUCAAACCCUCCAACCCUGGCAACAUCCUUGUCAAUCUUUCUGAACCCUUUCAAGUUUUGCAACAUCCUUCCGAUAGACCAGAAGUGCACAUAAUACAGAGGAACUUCGAUUAUCCAGAAUUAGAUGAACCAGCACGGUGGCUCAGUGGUUAGCGCUGCUACCUCACAGUACCAGGGACCCUGGUUUCAUUCCUGCCUCAGGUGACAGACUGUGUGGAGUUUGCACAUUCUCCCCGCGUCUGCGUGGGUUUCCUCCUAGUGCUCCGGUUCCGUCCCACAGUCCAAAGAUGUGCAGGUCAGGGUGAAUUGGCCAUGCUAAAUUGCCCGUAGUGUUAGGUACAUUAGUCAGAGGGAAAUGGGUCUGGGUGGGUUACUCUUCGGAGGGUCAGUGUGGACUGGUUGGGCCUGUUUCCACACUGUAAGGGAUCUAAUCGUCAAGCGACUGAAAUACACCCUGCAUGUGUCCUUUGGAUAAUCGAGGUUCCUGUGUAUUCCAAAAGUGGCCUAACCAACGUCCUGUCCAGACCCCAACCCCUAUACUCAGUGCUGUGA
This is a messenger RNA of Hemiscyllium ocellatum (epaulette shark), 3235 nucleotides long. RefSeq names its product zinc finger protein 850-like. The record is from RefSeq and is a predicted model, not a curated record. Gene Ontology annotation, cellular component: nucleus. Bases 1 to 2142 code for a protein of 713 amino acids. NCBI's taxonomy places the organism in Eukaryota, Metazoa, Chordata, Chondrichthyes, Orectolobiformes, Hemiscylliidae. Gene Ontology annotation, molecular function: DNA-binding transcription activator activity, RNA polymerase II-specific; RNA polymerase II cis-regulatory region sequence-specific DNA binding. The transcript is spliced from 5 exons. Gene Ontology annotation, biological process: regulation of transcription by RNA polymerase II.